AUGAUAGACUAUGAAGGAUCGCAAGAUCAGUUGGUUUUCUGUUUGAAAGAGCCAAACUCCUGUUUGGCAAGAACUCAUGCAAUCAGAAUCUCCACCAAGGCUAGGCAAAACAAAGACAGGGACUUUGAGAUCAAGGGAUAUUUUCCUGAUAAAGAUUGUAGCAUUGUUGACUCAAGAGGCAACACAAUGGCACAGAUAGGGGUGAAGAAGGAGUUGAUGGCAAGCAAGGAUCUCUACCAUGUUGUGGUGACACCAGGCAUGGAUAACGCUUUUGUUAUUGGGGUCAUUACCAUUCUUGAUUACAUAUAUGGAGAAUCCACUAGGUGCUAGUAAUUCAGAUAUUCAAGAGAAGCUUUCCUUGAUGUCACAUCAAAACAUGACAUCUGCACAAAUCAAUUUUCUGCAAUUUGGAUGCUGCUAAUGCUCUGUUUUGAUCUCCCCCUCUCUCUCUCUCUCUUUUCAUUUUUCUCGGAUUGUGUUUUAGUUGUGUCCUAAAAGUCAAAUUUCCAGAUCAACUUCAGACUUAUAUAUGCUUUGGGCUCUGGCCAAUUGCGACGGAUGUUCCAAAUUUCCUAAUUUUUUGUAUUUUUCCAAUCCUGGUUAUGGUUACAGGUUUCUAGACUUAUAUAUAUUAUAAUUUUGGAUUGAUUUGACGAUUA
Messenger RNA from Prunus avium (sweet cherry), 659 nucleotides. The record is from RefSeq and is a predicted model, not a curated record. Lineage: Eukaryota; Viridiplantae; Streptophyta; Magnoliopsida; Rosales; Rosaceae.